Molecule: messenger RNA, 1034 nt
Organism: Trichogramma pretiosum
Lineage: Eukaryota; Metazoa; Arthropoda; Insecta; Hymenoptera; Trichogrammatidae
Product: dnaJ homolog subfamily C member 30-like
Exons: 2
Coding region: 220-885 (221 amino acids)
Source: RefSeq, a predicted model, not a curated record
UAGGUUACAAAUGUGACAAUGCUCGGCCUUGUCAGUUAAGUUGGUUCUAUGAACUGUACAGUUAGUUAUAGUCUAAGUGCGUAAGAAUUAUUGAUUCGCAUGAUCAAGUAUUCGAAUGACAUUAUCGGGUAACUUGCUAAUCAAUGAUCUUCAUGCUUUGCUGUCAAGGUAGCUCGGAAUGUUUUGGUAAUAAGACAUCUUGUUCAAUGAAACUAGAAAAUGAACCGAUCCAGAACAAUCAUACAAGAAAUCAAAGUUCACAUGAGUACUAGAGCCAGAAAAAGUGUACAUCAAAAAACUCAUUAUGAAACUUUAAAAGUUUCCCAAAGUAGUACUCAAGAUGACAUUAAAUCUGCUUAUUACAAACUUUCCAAAGAAUUUCACCCCGAUGUUAAUAAAACUGAGGGUGCAAAAAAAUCUUUUCAAGAUAUAUCAGAUGCUUACGAAGUGUUAGGUAAUUUUAGCAAACGAAAAUUGUACGAUCGUGAUUUAAUGGCUACAGGACACCAUGUUUCACAAUCAGUUAAUCAUGAUGUAGCAGAGGACCCAAUGGCAGGUUUCUACAAGUCAAGAACAUACAACACAUCAGAACGAACAGAUUUCACAGCUACCGGAUUUGACUUUGAUGCAUGGACUCAAGCACACUAUGGGCGGACAUUGCAUAGAAGUUUAAAAUAUAAAUCUGAAAAAAUAAAGAGAGAGCAAUAUAUGAAGCAACAAGAGCUAGAUAUAGAAAAUAAUCAAGCUGCUGCCAGACUCAUCAUAAGUGUAGCUAUAACAAUCAUAACUUUGUUGACGCUACAACGAAUGUAUUUCGAUGAUUAUGAUAAAAACUUGAUCAGGGAAAGGAGAGCACGUACAGAUGAUUCAAGAUUAAAGGAUUAAAGUAUUUUUUGUACACAUUUGUAGAUAAUGUUUUAAAUAUGAUAGUAAUAUUUGUUUAUUUUAUUUGUAAAUACUAAUACAAAGCCAUUGUUACUGUACAGCAAGGAAAAGUCUAUUGUACAUAAAAAAUAAAGUGUAAUAUACCUUUA